AUUCAGAUCUGGUAUAUGUACAAAUAUCGACUAUUGGUUUCGAUUAGUUUCGAGAUCUUCAGCCAUCAUGACCGAAGUGAGGUUAGUCUGUAUGUAUCUUGCUGUGCAGAAACGAACAGCGGUGAAGCCCUUAUUGUGAUCUACACUAUUAUCCACAACUCUCUGCCUAUGGCCCAUCAUUACAAAAGUGGCCGUUUAAAAGACACGUUAUAAAAUUUGAACUGUUCAUUGUUGAGUAGAAGUUGUGUCUCCUGAUCUCCUCGCCAUCACGACUUGUCAUGGAGUCCCCAACUACCGCCCCCACGCCAGAAAGCUCUCCGAAAACCAGUUACCCACCCACUUGCGAGAAUUCACUUUCAGAUUUCCUUGGCUCUCAUCCACAUGUCCAGUUUAUCCGCUACCAGUGGGUUGACCUGUCGGGUAUUUUACGGGCACGUUGCUUGCACAAAACUCAUGCCUUGAAGCUUGCUUGUACAGACCAGCCUCUACGAUGCGGUCCUAUCACAUUACAGGCUCUCGCUGACAAUUCCAUCAUGCCUGAUCUACCUCGCUCCGGUGUGCACGAGUUACAUCCCGACUGGUCUUCCUUGCGGACCCUUGGCUGCGGUCGUAGUGCUGCCAAUGCAACGGUAAUGUGCAGCAUUAUCGAGAGACUCCCUCAGGAUGAAAAUCGUCCAAAUUCCUCCAAAUGCCCUCGGCAGGCAUUGUCCGAGAUUUUAAAUCUGGCAGCUCGCCGGUGGGGUAUCCAAUUCCUGGUUGGGUUCGAGGUGGAAUUGGUUAUCCUCCAGGACAAUAACAACAGGAAGGAUGGCGACCCUCUCCUCGUGCCACUUGGUUCUGGUCCAGGGCAUUACUGUGUUGCAUCCAUGCGCGAACCAUCGUUUCAGUAUCUGGAAGAAUGUGUGACAGAGCUCAUAAGCGCUGGAGUAUCGAUACAGGAUUUUCAUGUUGAAGGGACGACAGGGCAGUUUGAAAUAGCUCUUGCACCACUUCCCCCAAUUCAGGCUGUCGAUGAGCUAGUUCGAGUGCAUGACAUGGUCAAGACCACCGUCAAAAAGCACGGAUACAUUGCCACCAUGGUGCCAAAACUCCCGCAGCUGCACCAAGGCAGCGGAGAACAUAUUCAUAUUUCUCUCUCGCCCACCGAUCACGAAGAUUCCUUCUUGGCAGGUAUGCUGCACCAUUUGCCCGGAAUAUGUGCCGUCACUAUGCCUUUUGCGCAAUCGUACGAACGGGUUGGCAGGCUUGAGGCCGGCGAACGAGCGGAUUGGGGCACAGAAAACCGUGAUGUAGCCGUGCGCAAGAUCGAGCCUGGUCACUGGGAGAUCCGGUGCGCCGAUGCCACUGCCAAUAUGUAUCUAGCAUUAGCCACCCUUCUGGCUGCUGGUUUGCUAGGAAUUAAGUGUCAGCGACCCCUGCGAUCCUCCGAUGUGUCCCUAGCCUCGGAUGCGACUGUCGCUGAUUCGGUUGAUAUUCCUGAGGAAUUGCCUCGGACCUUUGGGGAUGCUCUGCAGCUUUUAAAAGCCUCAUCACCGGACCUAGCCCAGCUCUUGCAUAAUGAUAUUCUCAACUAUUAUGUGGCGGUGAAACAAGUUGAAUCUAUGCGGAUGGCCCAAUUGGAUCAAGACCAAGUUGACCGGCUCAUGGUCACAUUUUUCUAGCGGAUACUAAUUCACAAUUAAAUCGAAAGAAAGUAUUUAAAUUUUGGGGGAGGUGGCGCACUUAAGAGACGUUCUUGUUUCCCUGCGAGUAAUUCGAGUCUGAGAUGCUGGUAGCAAUAGAAAGGACCCAUUCAAUAGCUGCUGGCGUUGCUCAAGGAACCCAUUUUUCGUCCCCCGCUAAAUCAUCCACUCCCGGGAGCUGCAGGUCCUCUUGAGAGCUAUUGUCAGGGGAUGAAAAGAACAGAAUAUUGAUGAAAUGUUGUAGCGUCGGCUUCUCAGCCUCAAGGCAUCAGGUGUCUCUGGUGCUAGGGUUUGCGAGCGCGCGAUUUCUGAGAUUUCGGUCCAACACCUAUGCUGGCCUUGAGACAGAGUCCACAUGCUUAGCUCGGAC
Aspergillus glaucus CBS 516.65 is the source of this 2052-nucleotide messenger RNA. RefSeq lists its product as uncharacterized. Gene Ontology annotation, molecular function: glutamine synthetase activity. NCBI's taxonomy places the organism in Eukaryota, Fungi, Ascomycota, Eurotiomycetes, Eurotiales, Aspergillaceae. The record is from RefSeq and is a predicted model, not a curated record. The transcript has a single exon. Bases 279 to 1661 code for a protein of 460 amino acids.